Schistosoma intercalatum is the source of this 983-nucleotide messenger RNA. Lineage: Eukaryota; Metazoa; Platyhelminthes; Trematoda; Strigeidida; Schistosomatidae. The record is from the annotation of a GenBank genome assembly.
UACGUUUGUGCUGAACUGGAUAACAAUUUUCAGUUAUUUUCUCUUAUAUAUCAUAUAAAUAUAUGUACUUAGAUAUUAAAGUAUAACAAACUUAAAAGGCUUGAUUAUCUCUCAUUUGUUUUACGUGCUGGUUAAUCAGUCGACCAAAUUGUCAAAUUAGUAAUAUAUUAACUGUAAAUGAGUUCUUUCACUCUCAUCUGUGUUUUUGUCGUCAACAUUUUUGUACAAGGAUUGGUCAGCAGUCUGCCUGAAGAAUAUGAAACUCAGGUGAAAAACUAUCCAGACAUUAUACAAUCUAAAGAAAAAUGUCUGCCUCAACAAGGCAAUUAUGAAUUUGCAAGUACACUCGUUUGUGAUCCGGAUGGGUUGUUAUCUGUUGCACAAAUAAACAUGUUAAACACCAAAUUACAUCACAUCAGAACAUCUGUAAACUUCGACAAACCUAGCUGUGAUAUAAAUAAUCCACGGCCAGUAAUAGGAGUGGCGAUAGUUAAAAAGAUAGAAGUUGAUAAUAUGGACAAGGAUCGACUGUUGAAAUGUGCUGCAAUAUUUUCAUAUCGUCUAUUCGAUAAAUGGAACCUACCAUCUCAUUGUCAUUCUGAAUCUGGUAAAAUUAUUCUGUUAUACUCGAAAGAUGAUGGAGUGUUAUAUACAAUCGCUGGGAAUCUGCUGAGACGAAAACUUACAAGUAAACAAAUCAUAAACAUUGCCAUACGCUCUCGGGAACAAUUUUCUACCAGUAUAAGUGACGGUAUUGCUUAUAUCAUAGAGCGGUAUAGGGAGGCGGUUGAAUCGAGAUCAGCGGAUCUCUUUGACAAAGCCAAAUAACUUAGAAUCUUAAAUUCUGAUUUGUUAAAGCUUUACGAUUACGAUAUGUGCUGUUUAAUUUCAUUUUUAUGCAUGUUUUACCAUUCCUCCAUAUUAUUAGUUCAUUUAAAACUUUAUUCUUUAGAUUAAUUUAAAAAUAAAUUUGUAAUCAAUUC